Molecule: messenger RNA, 5981 nt
Organism: Patiria miniata (bat star)
Lineage: Eukaryota; Metazoa; Echinodermata; Asteroidea; Valvatida; Asterinidae
Gene: adcy10
Product: adenylate cyclase type 10-like
Exons: 34
Coding region: 72-5450 (1792 amino acids)
Biological process (GO): cyclic nucleotide biosynthetic process; intracellular signal transduction
Cellular component (GO): cytoplasm
Molecular function (GO): protein binding; adenylate cyclase activity
Source: RefSeq, a predicted model, not a curated record
GCCUAUACACGUGUCGUUUGGGAUCUCUUGAAGACUGCCUCUGAUUGUGCUGAAAACUUUGAGAAGUCAAAAUGACAGUCAAUCAACUUGCGACACAUGUCCCUGACUUGGUGAUGGUAGGAAACCAAAUCAAAGCUCUUCCUCACAGUCAACGGUUUGACGGCGUCCUCAUGUUUGCUGACAUAUCAGGAUUUACUGCCCUGACUGAGCGGUACAGCAUGAGUUCACGCAACAGCACAUGUGGAGCAGAGAAGCUGUCUGCUGCCCUCAAUAGUUACAUCGGAGAUAUCGUAGACAACAUCAUCGGGUCUGAAGGAGAUAUUCUGAAAUUUGCAGGAGACGCAUUCCUGGCUCUAUGGAAGCUGAAACGAGAUAGCCUGGACUACACACUGAUGAGGGUCAUCAAGUGUGGGCUGCGCAUCCAGGAGAGGUGCGACAAUAGAGAGACGGAGGUGGGCGUCAAGCUUCGUGUCAAACUAGGUGUGUCUUUAGGCCCUGUUCGUGUGACCACAGUAGGCAACGAGGAAUCUCGUCACUACGUACUGAGCGGGCUGGCUGUGGACGACGCUAACAAGGCUGAGAAGUUUGCUACCUCGGGAUCCUUGGUCCUGUCCCCCAAGACGUGGGCUUAUACGCCCGACCAUCAGUUCAUCGAGCACCUUGUGCUGGAGGACCGUAGACAUGUCUCGGUUUUGUCAAUGAUUGCCGAGCCCAUCAACGACCCCGGCACCAAGAUCGAUCUCAGUUACGGCAACCAGUACACAAGAGACAUGAGGAAGAGCGGUGAUAACCUGACCGCGGGACCGAGUGUCACCGUAGUGCGACUGUCAUGUUCCAAGCCGGCCUCGUCAGAUGAACACUACGCUGAUGCGGUCGGCAGAAAACGCGAGUGUGCCUUUCGGUCGAGCACGGACGACGAAAAAUCCCGACUGCGCAUGUACGUCAUCAAACCGGUUCUGCAGAAGAUUGAUGACGGUCUGCCUUUAGAGUAUCUCUCAGAGAUGAGACAGGUCAGUGUGGUCUUCAUUAACUUGGUGGUGACGUCAUCAGACCACGACAGCGAGAGAAGAAACCUCCACAAGGCGUUCAACGUGGUAUAUGACGACAUGAAGGAAUAUCAAGGAUGUGUGAACAAGGUUUUCAUGUUUGACAAGGGAUGUACAUUUCUUGCCAUCUUUGGUCUUCCCGGGUACAAGCAUGAGGACGACUGCGCACGCGCACUUCAGUGCUCCUACCGUCUACUGGAACACCUGAAAGCGACCCCUAAUGUCACGCAAGCGUCAAUUGGUGUUACCACAGGCUCGACAUUUUGUGGUGUGAUUGGCCAUGUUCACAGACACGAGUAUACCGUUAUUGGGAGGAAAGUGAACAUGGCAGCCCGUUUGAUGAUGCAUUACCCAGGGCGAGUAUCAUGCGACCCGGAGACAUUCCAUCACUCAAAGCUUGCCAGACACUUCUUCCGUGAGCUGCCUCAUAAGGAGAUGAAAGGAGUUCGUAAUGCUGGCGUCAUCCAGGAGUUCGUGGAAGGAGAACAAUCUGAGGUUGUGGUGGGAAGCACUGUGCCAGAGUUUGAAUAUCCAUUACUCGGUCGUGAUAAAGAAAUGGGCGUAUUCCUGAACGAGCUACAGAUGAUUCAGGAGCACAGGGAACGAGGCGAACACCGGAGAGUCAUCAUAUUUGACGGUCAGGCGGGUAUUGGUAAGACCAGGAUGCUGGACUCGGUCAUCGUGGAAGCUGCUCGCCAGGGUAACAGGGUGAUAUCUUGUGCCCUGACGAUGAACGACGUCACUGUACCAUACUAUACCGUCAAGCAUCUGGUCACCAUGCUACUGGAGAUGGAGGACUGCGUCAGUCACGUGGAAAGGGAGCAUGCGCUCUUGGAGCAUAUCCAGAACGAGGCUCUGCGGGAAGAUCUUUGCCUGUUGAAUGACUUGCUCGUUCUCAAAUUGCCGACAAAUCCUAGGUUUCACAACAUGAAGAGCGAACAGCGCAUACAGGAGUUGCACAGCCUGAUCGGCCAGAUUGUCCACCAGUUCACAUUGAGCCAGUGCGUGAUAUUCGCCGUGGACGACGCUCAUUUUAUCGAUCCGGACUCCUGGGACUUCCUGACGGACUUUGCCGAAGACUCUUCUGCGGUCUGCGUGCUGACCAUGCGGCCGUUCAAGCCGGACCGGCCGCCGUGCGUCGCUGCCCACCGCGUGCUGCUCCACGCCAACACGCUGCAUAUCAAGCUGGGCGGUCUGAGGUCGGCGGAAAUGGCGUCAUUGGCUUGCCAGUUGCUGGAUGUCGUAAGCGUACCUGAGGACCUUGUUCGUAUACUUCAGAAGAAAAGCCACGGCAUAGCCUCCUGGUGCGAGCAGCUUCUCCAGGAGCUGACGGCGGCCAACCAGCUCCUCAUCGUGCCAGAGGGAAGCCUUCAAGCCGCCCAGGCCGAGGACCAGACCAGUCACGUCACUCCAAGCUUGGCCGUGCUUCAGAAGCGGCGAGACAGUAGCGUGAACGGCGGGGCGCCCAGCCGAAGCAGGCGAAGCAGUGUGGAUAGCGGGACUUCUCCGAUGUUCCAGCAGCAGAUCGCACCGACCCUCCUGGAGAGGCUCCAGGAGCUACAAGAAGAAGGCCUGGCGGCCCAAGAAGAAGACGAUGAGGCCAAGAUGGUGUGCGUGGUGGCCUCGGAAGUUAAGAUGACCGACAUACAGAUACCAGACUCCAUGACAGGAAUGAUGCUGGCUCGCAUUGACCACAUGAAACCUUCCGAGCAAAUGAUGGUCAAAUGUGCCGCCGUGCUGGGUCUCACGUUCACCUGCCGCAUGUUGGAGCUGAUCGUCCCCAACACCACACCCUGGAAGAUCCGUCGCCUCCUCCACGCCUUGAUGAAAGCCGGGGUGUUCGAGUGCGCCACGUACUACAUGACGAUCCACGGCACCACGCAGCGACCCAGCCAGGGCAUGGCUAGCUCUGUCUCCAGUCACUUUGGGACCCUCGGCCACGGCAACCGGCUCUCCGCCGGUAUCAUCUGCCACUGUCCCAAGACCGAGCGACCGGAAGCUGAGCUGAGCUCCGUGGAUGCUUCGGCUGGUUCCUCUCACAUGUUCGUGACUGACUGCAGUAACCUGCGGUUUACCAGCGCCUUCAUGCAGGAGACGGCGUACGGCCUGUUCCUGGCCGAGCAGCGGCGCAAACUCCAUCGCCAAGCCGCCGAGUUCCUGGAGUCGCAGGCGCACAAGUGUGUGGCAUGCGGCGGUGGGGACUUCCUACCAGGAGGCCAUCAACUGACUGAAGAGACAACUCUCAAAGUGGCGACGACUAAGAAAACUAGCAGUGAUCACGCACAACACGAAGAACUGCAUGCCAAUAAAGACACCAAUGACAAGCCUGGAGGAAGUCAUACAAAUGCUGGUCGUAAUACUCGGCAUGUCAGCUUUGACAAAGUGCGGACAGAGCAAGAUACAUUCGUACAGGAUCGGACCGAGAAUAUGAUGGGUUCCCUCAAGAAAAGUCUGAAGCGUCGCAAGGUGGCCUCCGUGUCGCCCAACACGGAGGAACCUGACGGCUCACACAUUCUGAUCCACGAAGAGGAAGAUAGUGAUGAUGAAGUGAGACAGCCCGCGACCAAGCCCAAGACCACGCCCAGAGGUGUGCGGGGAAGAAGAGGCACCCUGGUCCUGCGUAAAGGCUCGUUAGAUCGCAACAUUAGUGUUAUCAGCUUUGGUGAGGUGUUGGACUCGCCGGCCGGCAGCCGUUCGGGUAGCCUCACCACCCUAGACUUUGAGCAGAUGGAUCUGCGUGAGUGCCGGUGUACGGACGUACUCAACUCCGUGUACCCACAGCUCGUGCGGCACUGGCGCGCUGCUUGCCACACAGUCAAGACGGUGCAUUUCUUGUCGGAGGCUGGCAGUGCGGCAGUGGCUACCGGCAACAACAUGCAGGCUUUGUCUUACUUGCAAGAAGCUGUCGACAUCAUUAGUGACAUCGACAGAGGGCACAAUCCCCUGACGGACGAUCCGACGCAGCUCGUCACGAUCGACAAACAAGAGCGCGCCAAAAUUGAGAGCACCAUGGGUCAGGCUUUGUUCAAAAUGAAUCGACUGGACGAGUCCAUGCCGCACUUUCACAAGUCACUAAGGCUCCUUGGCAACCGUCAGCCAUCUUCCAGAGUUGGCGCGCAUUUCAAGUUAUUCAUCGCGAAAUUUCGGCAGCUCUUCCAUGUCUGGUUCCCAGAGCACUCCUUUGGAAAUCCUUCCAAACGGGAGAAGUAUUUGGAGCAGGCUCGCUGCCUGUCGCACAUGUGGCAUUCGUACGACCGACAGCAGGACACUCUACGGUGUCUCCUAUCGGCCAUCCAACAAGUAAAUCUCGCCGAAAAUGCAGAAGAUGACCUCCACGAGCUCACCAGCGCUUACACCAAUAUGAUGCUGUGCUGUCAGAUGAAAAAAUGGGCGGACACAGGUCGGCGCUACGAACAGAUUGCAAUGCGAAGAUGCGUCGAUUCACCAAUCGGCAUUGGUCCUGAUGACCUCAUUACCAUAGGUCACCUGUACGCCGUCAGUACGGGCAUUCGGCUUGCCAGUGGCCAGGUACAGGGCGCCAUUGACACAGGAUACAGCGCACUGAAGAUAUCAGAAAAGAUUCACGACAUUGAGCUACAGAUACAAACGCUCCCUCUCUUGGCAAACGCACUCCUUCUGGCAGGCAGAAUGACGUCAUGUGUGGAGAUGCUGGGUAAACUCUUGUACGCAGCUACGGAGGAAGAAGACUCGUUUGCCCGUGGAGCAUAUUACUGCUGCUGCUUAGAUCUCAUCCUCGAAGCAGGAUUUGCAUUGGAGAGCCACGAUGCGUGCGUCAGUUUCUGCAGCAAAGUGACCACUGACGCAGCAUACGCCGCUGAUGCCACGCCCAGACGUUACCUGAUGGCCUCAUUGGCAGUGUGGUACAUGCGUAAAGAUCGCUUGGAUCAGGCCAAGGUGCUGGAUAGGACCGAGGAAAGCCUGCCCUCUAACGGUCAAUCAAGCUUCCUAGCAGUCAGGACGGGAUUCAAGAUCCUAGAAUGCCGUCUACUGGGCUACUGCCACGCGAUCAAAGCUGGUAGAAAAACGACCAAGGUUAAGACCAAAUUAAAGAAGAUGAUGAAGGCGUUGAAAGCAGACACCAGGCGAUACCCAGGGCUGAAGCCUCGUCUCCAUCACCUCAGGGCCUACAUGCGCCUACUGAACGGCAGCACGCGGGGCGCCAGGGACGAGCUACAACGCAGCCUGCAAAUGAGCAACCAGGCCGGGAACCAGCACGAGGCGUCCUGGGCGCAGCACAGCAUGGAGGCGUGGUUUGACCCGGGUCACCAUCCUCUUACCCAGGACGAGUCCUGGCAACGAUCCACCGAGCAGGACUUGGACUGGCGGGUAGCUGGCAGCAUUGAGAGCGGAGUUGUCAAGUACUCGCUCCCACUACCAAGAUAGACAGAGACAACGGGGAUCAGUGACGGACCUCAAAGUAUAAAAAAAUAACGUGUCGAAAUAGAAUGACACGACAUUUCCUAUACGUUCAACCUGGUGAUUCAGAGAUCCGUUGGCGCCGUAGGGAUAUAUUCGGGCUGGAAUCGGCACCAUAAGGUUAAAUCUAUAUGAAGGGAUGUUAACCCGAGUUGAGGGUUUUGUUGCAGUUAGUUCAUUGUUUUCUAGCAGGAAAAUGUUAAUGAUUGCAUUGUCAUUAUUCAUGUUCAAUUGUUUUGUUGCAGUUAGUUCAUUUUUUUCUAGCAGGAAAAUGUUCAUGAUUGUAUUGUCAUUAUUCAUGUUCAAUUACUUUUGGUUCGGGUUUGAGUCGUUUUGUUGAGGAAAGGUUAAAGGGCCAUUUAAGGGAUACUGGCUUCGUGAAUUUGCGCCCUUUUGAGCUAGCUAGCUCUAAAAUGCACUUCUUACGACAUGAUAAUAGGGGGCCUAGUUGAAGAGAUCAUUAAAAAGUAAACUAUAGUCGUUAACACUUGGAAAACA